AUAUAGUCCAACAAGCAGGCAAUUCUCUUCUCGAAAGACCUGAACCCUAAACUUCAAAUUAAGCGUACAAUCUCUUCCGUCGGCCGUCGGCACUCGGCACCUGGAGCUCGCCGUACACAAAGCUUCCGUGAAGGUUACUCAAUUGAGGUAGCUCAAGUAUGACAACUCCUGAGGCAGCUACGGCUUCCUUGGGACCUCGUUAUGCACCCGAUGAUCCAAAUUUACCCCAACCUUGGAAGGGCUUAGUUGAUGGUAGUACUGGGUUAUUGUACUUCUGGAAUCCAGAAACUAAUGUUACUCAGUACGAGAAGCCAUCAGCUUUACCUCCUCCACUGCCGCCUGGUCCACCUCCGGAAGCUUCUGCACCUAAGUUGGCUCCUAUACCAGGAGCUAGCACUGUGCAACAAUAUGAUAGUCAAGGCCAACAGAACCAACAGGCGUUUGCUCAACAAGGCCAAAUGACACACAUGUCACAACAUCCACAAGUAACACAACAGGUACCACAUGGAUCACAAGGUGUUUCAACAGGGCAGCAACAAGGAUCACCAGCUGGUCCUGCCAUGCAACAGGUAUCCUUUAUGCCACAACUUCGGUCUCAAAUGAUCCAGCAACCUGGUCAUCAGAUGCCAUUGCAAAUGGGACAAACUCCCAAUCAGCCAGGGCCGCAUGUUUCUCAACCAGCAGUACAACAAAUAAUGCCACAACAACUAGGCUCCCAAGCACAAGCAUUCCCAAGUGUACAAAUGGGACAACCACAUGGUUAUCAAUUUUCUCAUCAGCAGGCACAGCAUGUUGCGUAUCCACAAAAUUUGCCUCCACAGGGACAGCAAAUUCCACAGCAGCAAAAUCAGCACGUUCCGCAGAAUCAACAGUUUUCUCAUCAACAAGAGCAUAAAGUGGGAUUUCAGCAAAGGGAAGAUGUUGAUUUCCCCCAAGGUAAACAAGUUGGGUUUUCGCCACAACAAGUUCAGCAAACUGGUGCAUCAUCUGCUCAGAAUCCGCAAGUGGGGACUGGUUCUGUUAUCAGACCUCAGAUGUCUGCUCAGCCUGCUCAAGCUUUGCAGUUUGGCGGUUCUUCUGUAAAUGUCCAACAACCAUCAUCUUUGGGUCAAUGGCAGCAAAAUACAAAUGAUUCAGGUCAGAGGCCGCCUGGUCCACGCUUUCCCGGUCAGAUGGGCUCAAGUAUGGCACAUGGUCAUGAGCUGGAUACACCCCCAGUUGGAUCAAAGGGUUAUGAGGAAAACACACUCGGAAGAGGAGGAAAUGACUAUUAUUACAACAGUAACAUGGAUAGUCGAAUUAGGCCUCCGCCUCAGCAACCCAAGCUUGCAGCUAUACCUGUAGCAAGAAAUCAGCAUGAAAUGAGAAUGGGUGAUCCUCCGCUUCAAAAUCCAGUACCAACUCUUCCUAGUGGGUUCAAUAGCAUGGGUGGUCCUCCGAUGCAAAAUAUCUAUGGUCAAGCAGCUGGUGGCCCUCCUUUUUCAAAUCCUAACCUCAUGCGGCCACCUGGAGCACUCACAGGACCUCCAGGAUCCAUUCAUCCAUCAUCUGUUGAGGUUUACCUGCAGAAGCAUGAAGUAACUGCAACAGGUGGUGAUGUCCCUGCUCCAUUCAUGACAUUUGAAGAUACUGGCUUCCCGCCAGAAAUACUAAGAGAGAUUCAGUUUGCGGGAUUCACUUCACCCACUCCCAUCCAGGCACAAACAUGGCCCAUAGCGUUGCAAAAUAGGGAUAUAGUGGCCAUUGCCAAGACAGGUUCUGGCAAAACAUUGGGCUAUCUAAUUCCUGCAUUUGUCCACCUUAAACGACGGCACAACAAUCCUCAAAAUGGCCCGACAGUGGUGGUUUUAUCUCCAACACGAGAGCUUGCCACACAAAUACAAGAUGAAGCGCUGAAGUUUGGUCGAUCUGCAAGGGUUUCUUGCACGUGCUUGUAUGGAGGUGCACCCAAAGUUCACCAGUUGAAAGAACUAGAGCGCGGAACAGAUAUUGUUGUUGCAACUCCUGGUCGGCUUAAUGACAUCCUUGAAAUGAAAAGAAUUGACUUUAGACAGGUUUCUCUUCUCGUGCUAGAUGAGGCUGAUCGAAUGCUUGACAUGGGUUUUGAACCUCAGAUCCGCAAGAUUGUAAAUGAGAUACCCCCACAUAGACAAACACUUAUGUACACAGCAACUUGGCCCAAAGAAGUGCGAAAAAUAGCCGGUGAUCUUCUUCGAAAUCCUGUCCAGGUUAAUAUUGGUAACGUUGAUCAGCUUGCAGCAAACAAGUCUAUCACACAGUACAUUGAAGUAGUCCCGCAAAUGGAGAAGCAGAGACGGUUGGAGCAGAUUCUUAGAUCCCAAGAAAGGGGUUCUAAAGCUAUUAUAUUCUGUUCCACAAAGAAGUUGUGCGACCAACUUGCACGCAGUAUUGGUCGAAACUUUGGAGCUGCAGCUAUUCAUGGAGACAAGUCCCAGGGUGAGAGGGACUGGGUUCUCAAUCAAUUUCGCGCUGGUAAGACCCCAAUUUUAGUAGCAACAGAUGUUGCUGCUAGAGGACUGGACAUACCUGAUAUAAGAGUGGUGAUCAACUAUGAUUUUCCGACUGGGAUUGAGGAUUAUGUUCACCGAAUUGGAAGAACUGGUAGGGCUGGUGCAACUGGUGUUUCAUACACCUUUUUAUCUGAUCAGGACUGGAAAUAUGCUCCUGAUCUUGUUAAAGUUCUGGAAGGCGCAAAUCAGCAAGUGCCUCCGGAUGUUAGGGAGAUGGCUUUACGUGCUGGUGGCAGGGAUAGAGGUGGCAUGAACCGUUCUGAUCUUGUCGAUGGUGAUGGUGUCCGCACACGUUGGGAUUCUGGUGGCCGCGGUGGGAUGAGAGAUGGUGCAUUUGGUGGCCGUGGCGGAAUGAGGGAUGGUGGGUUUGGUGGCCGUGGUAUGAGGGAUGGUGGGUUUGGUGGUCCUGGUGGGAUGAGAGAUGGUGGGUUUGGUGGCCCUGGUGGGAUGAGAGAUGGUGGGUUUGGUGGCCGUGGUGGAAGGGAGAGCAACUUUGGUGGCCGUGGUGGAAGGGAUGGUCACUUUGGUGGCCGUGUUGGGAUGAGGGACAACAAUUUUGGUGGCCGUGGUGGCAGGGGUGGUGCUCAAAGUGUUUGGGACAGAAAUGAUCGGUAUGACAGUUCAGAUGUGCGAGGACGUGGGAGAGGUCGCGGGCGUGGACGUUUUGACAAUAGAAGAGACAUGCCAAGUCGGAGUCGAGGAAGAAGUUACAGCCCUAGUCCGGAGAGAGUUCGAACAUGGGGUAGUAGAAGCAGAAGCAGGAGUCGCAGCAGAAGCAGGAGUUAUAGUAGGAGUUACAGCCGAAGCCGGAGUCGCAGCUACAGCCCCAGGCGCAGUCGUAGCCGCAGCCGUAGUCGUAGUCGUGAUAGAUAUCAAAGGAGGCCUCGCCAAAGUAAGUUUGAUCAGAUGGAUCCAGAUCCAGGAAUGUCAAGCAUUCAGGUUGCUCCUCCAUAUGUGAUGCCUCCAUUGCCUAUAGGUGCACCAGUUGAUGGAUUUUCUGGAGCUGCGUCAGUGGAAUUGAAACCAAAUAUGGAAGUAGCCCCAGAAUCUGGUAUGUCACCUAUGUCUCCAGGAACUCGAGGAAAUGGCUUGCCAGGAUCUGAGGUCAUAGGGCAGAACCCUUGAAUUGGAAGCUCCACUCAUGCUAUCAAUGCAUUUCUACGACCUUAGGGGAGGGAGGUGCUGCGUAGUAAGCAUGCAUAUAUCUGUUCUUGAGAGACGACAGUAGAUAGAGUGUCGAGUUUGAUGUUUUGCUGCUGCCAUAUGCAUGUGCAAGGGACCUAAAUGCGCCUGGUAUAUGCUAUUUUUCAGGGAGGAGGAAUGCUGAUGGUGGACAGAGACAUUGAUUCUCUAUCAAACCUUCGGCUCACUCACUUCUCUAGACUAUUUUCAGUGAGGACUUGCCAUCAUUAGUUUCCUUUUGGGGAGGGGAUGGGGGUAGAAUCAUGUCUGGUUUAGAUGAUCAUAUCUUUAAUUGUUGUCAAAAUUGCUUAUACCUAAAUAUCAACUCAAUGGAGUUAUCAUUUUAAAACUGGAGACAAUUGGGAAAUUGUAGCUGUUGUUUCACAUUUUCAUUUUUCAAUCUCUCUUGCUUGGUCAGGGAAACAUAGACUAGUUUUAAGGACGGAUUUUGGGUUUGUUAUUCCCUAAUCAUUAAGGUUACAAGUGCAUGAGAACCUGUGCAUGUCGUUCGAUAAAUUGAAGUUUAUUUCUUGA
Molecule: messenger RNA, 4247 nt
Organism: Solanum tuberosum (potato)
Lineage: Eukaryota; Viridiplantae; Streptophyta; Magnoliopsida; Solanales; Solanaceae
Product: DEAD-box ATP-dependent RNA helicase 46-like
Exons: 8
Coding region: 159-3656 (1165 amino acids)
Molecular function (GO): protein binding; RNA helicase activity; ATP binding
Source: RefSeq, a predicted model, not a curated record